AUAAACAUUCAAAUGUCACUGAAUUUAGAAAAAUCACUUAAACCAGCAUCAAUCAAGCCACCAAUAACAAAUACACCAGAAAUAAUCUUCUAUUACAACACCCACUUAGCAUCUUUGAAUUUUCUUUCCAUAAACAUUCUUAAAUCAUUACACUCUAGUUGUUAGACAAGUUUAUUUAUAGUUUAGUUUAGACAGACAAAAAAAGAGCAGACAUGUCUGGUGGUGGCGAAGGAGAAACUUUAGAGUUCACACCCACUUGGGUGGUGGCUCUGGUUUGUACUGUGAUCGUUGCCAUUUCUCUUGCUGUUGAAAGAUUGCUUCAUUAUGGUGGUAUUUAUCUCAAGAAAAAGCACCAGAAACCCCUCUAUGAAGCUCUUCAAAAAAUUAAAGAAGAGUUGAUGCUUCUGGGUUUCAUAUCAUUGUUGUUGACAGUAUCACAAAACUUAUUUGCGAAAAUAUGUGUGCCUGAUCAUGUGAUGACUACUAUGCUUCCCUGUAAACUCUCUGAUAAAGGAGGAGUACAUGAUUCCGAAUCUGCCACAACGACUGAGCAUUUUCAGAGGUCUUUUGUUGCUAGCAUUCUCGGCACUACUAGACGUCUUCUAGCCGAAUCAGCAGAAGCACAUCUGGGUUACUGUGGCAAAAAGGGUAAGGUCCCACUGCUAUCUAUUGAAGGACUGCAUCAUCUGCACAUCUUUAUCUUUGUCCUAGCUAUCGUCCACGUUACUUUCUGCUUACUCACUGUUCUUUUUGGAGGAGCAAGGAUUCGUCAAUGGCAGCACUGGGAGAAUUCAAUUGCCAAAGAUCUAUACGAUACAGAAGAGGUUUUGAAAAAAAAGAUCACCUGUGUACAUCAACAUGCAUUUAUCAAGGAUCAUUUUCUGGGUAUUGGUAAAGACUCAAUUGUGCUGGGAUGGCUGCACUCUUUCUUAAAGCAAUUCUAUGCAUCUGUGACUAAGUCAGAUUAUAUAACUCUUCGACUGGGAUUUAUCACGAGACAUUGCAAGUCAAAUCCAAAGUUCAAUUUUCACAAGUACAUGGUACGUGCACUUGAAGAUGACUUUAAGGUGGUUGUCGGGAUAAGUUGGUAUCUCUGGGUAUUUGUGGUCAUCUUCUUAUUGCUGAAUGUUAAUGGUUGGCAUACAUAUUUCUGGAUAGCAUUUUUUCCUUUCAUUCUGCUUCUUGCUGUGGGUGCGAAGUUGGAGCAUGUAAUUGCAGAGUUGGCUCAUGAUGUUGCUGAGAAACAUGUAGCUAUAGAAGGGGACUUAAUUGUUAAACCAUCAGAUGAUCACUUUUGGUUCAAUAAACCUGAGAUCGUCCUGUUCUUGAUUCAUUUCAUCCUUUUCCAGAAUGCUUUUGAGAUUGCAUUUUUCUUUUGGAUAUGGGUUCAAUAUGGUUUCGACUCCUGCAUCAUGGGACAAGUCAGAUAUAUUAUUCCUAGACUAAUCAUUGGAGUGUUCAUUCAGGUCCUCUGCAGCUACAGCACCCUUCCACUAUAUGCCAUUGUGACACAGAUGGGAAGUUCUUUCAAGAAAGCAAUAUUCGAUAAACAUGUGCAAGCUGGACUAGUUGGUUGGGCUCAGAAAGCGAAAAGAAAGACGAAAGCAUUAAAUAACGGGUCUGCCGAACCAAGUUCUCAUGAAGGUUCAGUUUUUGGCAUUCAGCUUGGAAAUAUGGGGCGCAAAACGUCUGCUCCUGAUGAGAUUCAACUGACAGCUAAUUCCGACGCGAAAAACUGAUUAGUUUAGUAACUGAAAUUGUAGUUGUGUGUAGUUGAUAUAGAAAUAUGUAAAUGUAUCAAUUAGAUGAUGCAUAAGAUUUUGCAAGGCUGAAGCUUCAUCUUGAGCAUUGUCAGCCACUUGAAUAUAUUGAUGUAGAUGCUGAUGUAGCUUGGAUUCUGCUGGUGCAGGUAUUAAUUUCACAGGAAAAAAAGGUAAACUACAAAUAUUUUAGGAAAAAAUUAUACUACUAUAUGAGCUUUUAGGAA
Mercurialis annua (annual mercury) is the source of this 1987-nucleotide messenger RNA. Its product is annotated as MLO-like protein 1. The transcript has 13 exons. Gene Ontology annotation, cellular component: membrane. Gene Ontology annotation, biological process: defense response. Lineage: Eukaryota; Viridiplantae; Streptophyta; Magnoliopsida; Malpighiales; Euphorbiaceae. The record is from RefSeq and is a predicted model, not a curated record. The coding region runs from base 213 to 1739 and encodes 508 amino acids.